GCUUCUUCUGGGGGCUGCACAAGCGCAGCACCCACAGGAGGAAGAAGAAGAAGAACAAAGCGGUGCUCAAGUCCACCUCCAACCUCAUGGUGCGCUUCAAGCGCGUGGGCAAGAAGAGGAAGGAAGCAUCACCCGGCAGCGCGCCGCAGGCGAAGCCGUCCUUCCUGCUGCUGCGGCGCGGCGCGGCCGACGCCGAGGACGGAGCAUCCCUCUUCCGCCGGCGCCCGGAGAGGAAAUUCAAGCCCCGGGCACAGGUGCUGAGCAAGGCGGCCGCAGCCACGGGCUGGCUGGCCAGGAAGGUGCUGAACCGGCGCGGGCGGCUGGUGGGGGGCAGCCGUGCGGCCGACACGGCCUGGCUGUCCCGGAUCGGUGCCAAGAAGCUGCCGUUCCCUGCGGAAGACGAGAUCCUCCGGCACCGGGCCAACAUGAAGCGCAUCCCCGGUGGCGGCGGAGGCAGCGGCAGGGUGUCGCGGCGCGGCAGUAUGGCGCGACGGCCAUCCCGGCGGCGUUCCCAGCGCGCAUCCGCCGAGGUGCCGGUGCCGCGCUAUGGAUGGGCUGAGGAGGAGGAUGGAGCUUACAGGCACCGGCGUGGCUACAGCAAGAAGGAGGAUGGAGCGUAUGGGUCCCGCCGGGGCUAUGCCAAGAAGAAAGAUGGAGCCUAUGGCCGCUGGCGUGGCUACGGCAAGGAGGAGGAUGGAGCCUACGGUCCUCGGCGCGGCUACGCUGAGGAGGAGGGAGACUAUGGCCCGUGGCGUAGCUACAGUGAGGAGGAGGAUGGAGCCUACGGCCCUCAACGUGGCUACACUGAGGAGGAGGAAGGCUAUGCCCAAGCCCCAGCCUACCCUGCAGCAUACGGCUACGAGGAUGUGGGGCCGAGCCCCUACUCUGACUACCCUGGCUAUGAGGCAGAGCAGGAUUAUGGCUUCUAUGGGGGGGGUUGGGAGGAGGGAGACCCCCAGGGACCCCCCUAUGGCUACGCGGAGCUGGGGGAUGAGGGAGCAUUUGGUGGCGGGUCCCCCCUCGCCCUCUACGACCCCUACGGCAGCGACCAGGAGUACGGCGAGGACACGGUGGGGGCUUUUGGCUACAGGGGGGACCCCUACGAGGACUUUGGGGACCCCCUCUCGGGGGGGUACCCUGGGGGCGAGUACCCUGAGCACCGCAUCCAGUACAGCGAGGGGGGGUGGGCACCGCAUGCCCAGUCCUGCAACCCCUAUGCCCUGGGCCUGGAGGAGAUCGCGGAGGCCGGGGAGCCCGAGGAGUGGGAUGAAGAGGAGGAGGAGGACAAGGAGUAUCCCUUCUCCAUCCUCAGCACCUCCUCGCUGCGGGGCAUGCGGGAGACGCUCUCCUCCAAGCUCUCCCUCAAUCGCAAGUUCCGGCUCUUCCCCCGGCCUCAGGUCAAGCUUUUCGGCAGGGACCGCCUCGAUGUCCCCCUCCCGCCGUCCCCCCAUCUCCCCCCGGCCCGUGAUGAGGAUGACUACGAUGAGUACGAGCCUCCAGCACCAGCAGCACCCCGGGGCCGCCGCUUUGCCGCAGCGCGGGCCUGCGGGAGCCCCUUGGGGCAGUUCCUGCAGCGCUCCCUCUCGCAGCCCCCCAGCCGCCCUCCGCGGGCUGCAAUGGGACCCCGGGACCCCCGCGCCCCACAGCCCUCCUAUAGGCGCUCUGGCAGGGACCCCUCUUCUCCAGCCAGGGACCCUUCCCCACCAGGGGGGUCCUGGGGGCCGCUCCGGCUCCCGUCCCUCCGUAACCCCUUCGCCACCGCGGGGCGCUCCCCAUCGCCGCCCCCGGCCCGGCAGCGCCCCGAGGCCCCGCGGCGCUCCCCGUCCCUCGGUGCCAGCAUCCGUCGGUUCGGCCCCGAGCCCCCCGCCCCGCCGCCGUCCUCGCCCCGCUCCCCUGGCCCCGGGGGGAGGCGUUUGGGGGUGCCCGCGGCGGGGUCGGGGAGACCCCGGUCCUUGAGGCAGAGCAGCCCCCCCGGGCUGCCGCUCCCCCAGGCCUGGCCCCGGCUCCCCGAGCCCCCCACCAAGGCUGUGAAGCCGCUGCAGAGAUCCCCCUUCAUGGCAUCGACCUCCCGGCCCGGCAGCCGCCGCCUCGGCCCCUCUUGGGACGCGGAGCUGCCCCCCUGGCAGGGCGCUGCUGCUGGGGCGCCCCCGCCUCCCAGCCCCGCUCCUGGUACCCCCAAAACCUUCAUCCAGCGCAUCGGGCAGCCCCUUGCCGGGAUGGCCCCGCGCUCCCCCCCGGCCCGGCCGUCCGCUGCCGAAGCGAGCAGCCCAAUCCGCUCCAUGGGGCAAUCCCUGGCAUCGCUGCUCGUGAGGAGCAUGGCCCCUUCUGCAACCCCCUCAUCCCCACCACCCGCCCGCCGCCCUUCCUCCCGCUCACCCUCCUCUCCCCAGCGCUCAUCCCGACGGGACGGGAGCACCCGUAGAUCACCGAGCCCCCCACCCCCGGGGCGCCGGGGUUGGACCGACACCGGACGCCCCAUUGUCCCGUCCGUGCCUCGCGGGGACCGGAGCCCCUCACCGCAGCGUCACGCCUCUUUCCCAUCACCCCGCGGCAGAGCCCCCGGCUCCCCGGCCACCCCCCGCUAUGGCCCCCGUGGCUCGGAGGCCGCCGAGGGGGAUGCUUUGUCCGGGGAGGAGGGCGCGGGGCGCUACGCGGUGGUGACGCCGCAGGUGCAGAGGUUGGGCUCCUUCCGACGGGCGUCCCGCAUGUACAAGCAGCACUGGUCCGCGCAGCACGUCGUGCGGGUGCGGGAGAUGCCCGACGCCUGGACGGCAGAGCAGGGCCCCCCCCAGCUGCCCUCCCAGCGCGGCCGGCGGUGGGCGAGCCAGCGAGGAGCCGACAUCGCCCGGUACCUGAGCCAGCGCUCGCCGGGGGGCGGCUGGAGGGACCGGCACCCCUGGGCGGACGGGUACCUGGGCAGCAAGCAGCCCUGGCGCAGCAAGAUGCAGUCGCUGUGCAGCCUGCCCAUCAUGCGGUACCAGGAGCCACAGGAGGAGGACGGGCUGGAGGACAUGACCCAGCUGGAGGACCUCCAGGAGGCUGCGGUGCUGAGCAACAUCCGGACACGGUUCGAGCGCCAGCUCAUCUAUACCUACAUCGGCAGCAUCCUGGUGUCGGUGAACCCGUACCGGCUCUAUGACAUCUACGGCACGGAGCAGGUCCUGCAGUAUGAAGGCAGAGCCCUGGGUGAGAACCCACCGCACCUCUUUGCCAUCGCGAACGUCGCCUACUCCAAAGUGAUGGAUGCCAAACACAACCAGUGUAUCGUCAUCAGUGGGGAGAGUGGCUCAGGAAAGACUGAAGCCACCAAACUGAUCCUGCGGUACCUGGCAGCCGUCAGCCAGAAGCGCAGCACUGCCCCACAGAUAGAGAUCCUGGAGGCGACCCCCUUGCUGGAGUCCUUCGGCAACGCCAAAACCGUGAGGAACGAUAAUUCCAGCAGGUUUGGGAAGUUUGUGGAGAUCUUCCUGGAGGAUGGUUUGAUCUGCGGUGCCAUAACCUCGCAGUACCUGCUGGAGAAGUCCCGUGUGGUCUUCCAGGCCAAGAGCGAGCGCAAUUACCACAUCUUCUAUGAGAUGCUGGCAGGGCUGCCCGUGCAGCAGCGGCAGCGGUACUGCCUGCAGGGCGCCGAGACAUACUACUACCUGAACCAGGGUGGGAACUGCGAGAUUCCCGGGAAGAACGAUGAGGAGGAUUUCCAUCGCCUGCUCAACACCAUGGAAGCGCUGAGCUUCAGCGUGGAGGAGCAGAACAGCAUCUUCCGCAUCCUCUCCUCCGUCCUCCACUUGGGCAACGUCUACUUUGACAAAUACGAGAGCGACUGCCAGGAGGUGGCCAUGGUGGUGAGCGCCACGGAGAUCCGGACCGUGGCUGAGCUGCUGCAGGUGUCCCCUGAGGGCCUGCAGAAAGCCAUCACCUUCAAGGUGACGGAGACACUGCGGGAGAAGAUUUUUACCCCUCUGACUGUUGAAAGCGCCGUGGAUGCCAGGGAUGCCAUUGCCAAGACCCUCUACUCCCUGCUCUUCGGCUGGCUCACGGACCGCAUCAACAAGCUGGUGUACCCGCGGCAGGAGGCCCUCUCCAUCGCCAUCCUGGACAUCUACGGCUUUGAGGAUCUCAACUUCAACAGCUUUGAGCAGCUCUGCAUCAACUACGCCAACGAGUACCUGCAGUUCUUCUUCAACAAGAUUGUGUUCCAGGAGGAGCAGGAGGAGUACCUGCGGGAGCAGAUUGAGUGGAAGGAGAUCCCAUUCAGUGACAACCAGCCCUGCAUCGACCUCAUCUCCCAGAAGCCCUAUGGAAUCCUGCGCAUCCUGGAUGACCAGAGCUGCUUCCCCCAGGCCACCGACCACACGUUCCUCCAGAAGUGUCACUACCACCAUGGGACGAACCCCCUGUACACCAAGCCGAAGAUGCCACUGCCCGAGUUCACCAUCAAGCACUACGCAGGGAAGGUGACCUACCAGGUCCACAAGUUUUUGGAUAAGAACUAUGACCAGGUCCGUCAGGAUGUGCUGGACCUGUUCAUCAGCAGCAGGACCAAGGUGGUGGCCAACCUCUUCUUCGGCCAUGCCCAGGUGAUGGCGCGGCAGAGGAGCCUCCACAGGAGGAGCAGCACCAGGACCCGGCGGUACAAGGCUCCCACUGUGGCCGCCCGGUUCCAGCAGUCGCUCCUGGAGCUGGUGGAAAAGAUGGAGAGGUGCAACCCCUUCUUCGUGCGCUGUCUCAAACCCAACAAUAAGAAGGAGCCAGGGCUCUUUGAGGCUGAUGUGGUCAGCAGCCAGCUGCGGUACUCAGGGAUCCUGGAGACCAUCCGCAUCCGCAAGGAGGGCUUCCCCAUCCGCAUCCCUUUCCUCGUCUUCAUCGACAGGUACCGCUGCCUCGUUGACAUGUGGUCCAACGUCAUUCCCAACGGCGCCAACUGUGUGGAGAUGCUGAGGAGCCUCUGCCCCGUCAGCCCCAGCAUGUACUACGUCGGUGUCAGCAAGCUCUUCCUGAAGGAGCAGCUGUACCAGGCCCUGGAGAGCAAGCGUGCUCGUGCCCAUCACUUGGCCGCGCUCACGCUCCAGCGCUACGCUCGCACCUUCUUCAUCAAGAGGCGCUUCCGCUCCCUCCGCAGGAAGAUCGUCCUCCUGCAGAGCCGGGCGAGGGGAUACCUGGCCAGGUUGGGGUGCCUGGAGGUGGUGGGUGGGCUCUGGUGGGUGGCGGAGGGUGAUGGGUGCUCUCCCCAUGGCAGGCAGCGGUACCGGCGCAUGCGGCGCACGCUCAUCAAGUUCAGGUCGCUGGUGCACAUCUAUGUGAACCGCCGGCGGUACCUCAAGAAGAAGGAGGAUGCCCGCCGGCGGGCAGAGGCGGAGAAGGAAAGGAUGAAGCAGGAGCUGACCAGGAGGGAGGUGGUGGACGUCACCCACCUGGAGAUCCCGGCCGAACUGAUGGGGCUGCUGGAGGCGGCCGCAGCCGCCCGGGAGGUGAACGCCGGCUGCGUGGUGCUGGUGCCGCCGCCGGCGCUGCAGCCCGACUCGCAGCUCACGCUCCCGCUCGACAUCAACGAGUACCCCAUGGCCAAGUACGUGCGGGGCCACUUCCAGGAACCAGCGUUCGGGAUGCUGACAGCCCCACUGAUGGCUCCUCUCACCCGGCUGGAUGAGGAGCUGUGCCACGAGGCGCUGAGCCUGUUCCAGCUGAUCCUGCGGUUCAUGGGGGACCCGGCGCUGGGAGGCUCACAGGAGACCCUCUUUGGCAACUACAUCGUGCAGAAGGGGCUGUCGGUGCCGGGGCUGCGGGACGAGCUCCUGGCACAAGCGGCCAACCAGGUCUGGCGCAACACCAACGUCAACAACGAGGAGCGGGGCUGGCUGCUGCUGGCCGCCUGCCUCAGCGCCUUUCCCCCCUCCACCGCCUUCGACAAGUACCUGCUCAAGUUCGUCUCUGACUACGCCUUCGCUGGCUACAAGCCGGUGUGCCAGCGCAAGCUGAUGCAUGCCAUGGCCCGCUCCCAGCUGGGUGCCGCGGCCGCCCGAGCCUACCCCCCAUCACUGCUGGAGUGGACGGCGAACCGGCAGCAAGCCAGCAUGGCGCUGGACCUGCACUGCUUCAAUGGUGACCAGUUCUCCUGCCCUGUCCACUCCUGGGCCACAGGCGAGGACCUGGCAGGGGAUGUCCUGAAGCACAGGGGGCUGGUGGAGGGCUGGCGGGGCUGGUCCGUGGCCAUGAAGGCGGGUGCCCAAUGGGCCGAGCUGGCUGGUCAUGACUAUGUCCUGGACCUCAUCUCUGACCUCGAGCUGCUCCGUGGCUUCCCCAAGCAGAAGUCCUGCUUCCUGGUGGCAUGGGAUGGAGCUGAGAGCCACGGCGGGGACAGCCGGGCGGUGUUGGGGCACGGCUUGGAUUUGGAUGAAGUACCCCCUCCUCCAGCUGUGAAAGCCCCAACGCUGCCAUCCACAGAGGUGUACCACCCCCACGGAGAUGGGGAAUUUGGGGAGCCGCGCAGCCAGAAGGGUCUGGACCGGUACCUGGACAGCCUCUUUGACCCUGUGCUCUCCUAUGGCAAUGGGGAGCUUGAGAAGCCGGCUGCUGUCACACAGAGGAUGAAGGGAAGAGGUGGUGCAGGAGGAGGGGAUGGUGAUGCCGAGCACAGCAAAUCCCCAGUGCCUCCAGAGACACAGCAGCCAAGAGGCACGGAGCCAGCCCCAUCCUCACAGCACCGGGCAGAUGCCAACCAGCCACCGGGCAGAGCAGCUGAGGGGACACCAUCCCGCGCCCCCCAGCCCCGGCCCUACAUGCAGAAAGCAGCCCCUGUGGGCCGGCGGUGGCCGGGAGAGCUGGUGCAGAAUUCCCGGCUCAACUCGGAGCACUUCCCGCGGCCCACACACGACAUCCGGAACAUCAUCCGGCAGUGCCAGCCGGCCCCACGCGGAUCCCAGCCCCACAGCAAGCUCUUUGGGAAGAAGCAGGACCCCCACGAGGAAGCCAUGCAGAUCCUGAAGGAGCAGCUCUCAGCACCCCCAGUGGCUGCGGGGCCCAAGGAGGUGGUGGCCACGGUGAAGCCGGUCACCAGCAGCAGGUACCCACUGCGACCACCAACGGGGCGUGCGGUGGCCACCCGGUCCCAAGUCUCUGUGUCACGGGAGCUCCCAUCCGAGGCGCAGCAGGUCCAGACCCAGCUGCACCGGAGCUGCAGUGAGGACUUCUACACCUACCACAACGUGCCCUGGAAAAUAUACAUCCGGAAGGAGGUUUUCUACCCCAAGGACAGCAUCAACAACCCAUUGCUGCUCGACCUCAUCUUCAGGCAGAUCUUCAAUGAUGUGCUCUCCAACACCUGCAUCCGGCUCAGCCAGGAGGAGAGGCUCCGACUCAAAUCCCUCUUCGCGGAAAACAAACUGGAUUCCUUCAGCCCCGUGGCCACUGAGAGCGUCAAGAGGGAGAUCAUCGCUGCCGCCCGCGAUGGCUGCGAUGUGUAUUUCUCUCGCCUCUUCCCCGCCACGGGCAGCGUGGGGACGGGGGUGCAGAUCCUGGCUGUGUCCCACACUGGCGUCAAGCUGCUGCGGAUGGUGAAGGGCACCAACAUGCCCGGGGAGCAGCUGAGGGUGUUGAGGGCGUACGGCUAUGCCGAUGUGCUGUUUGUGACCACCCCGUCCAGGAACAUGCUGGAGCUCAACCUGCGCAGCGAGAAGCUCAUCCUGUUCUCCCCCAAAGCCCCCCAGGUCAAGGCCAUGGUUGACCACUUCAUCAAGGAGCUCAGGAAGGACUCCCAGUACGUGGUGGCUGUGAGGAGCUACAGCCCAGAGGACAAGGGCCAGCUCAGCUUCCACAAAGGGGACAUCAUCCACCUGCAGCCACUGAAGCAUCCCGAGAGAGACCACUACUACGGCUGCGUGGUCCGCAAGAAGGUGAUGUACCUGGAGGAGCUGAAGACGGGCACCCAGGACUUUGGGUGGAAGUUCGGUGCCAUCCACGGCAGGUCGGGUCUCUUCCCUGCUGAAUACGUCCAGCCCGUCGCAGCCCCGGACUUUGUCCAUUUGCCAGCGGAGAGGAAAGAGGAGCCCAGGGACAAGCAGGGCAAGGUGGUGGCUUCAGCAGCCGUGGCUGUGGCCGUGGCCUCCACCGCCGUGGCGCAGGAGCUGGACCGCAAGAGCGAGGCAUCCCCAGCCAGCACAGCAGAGGGGGACAGCAGCGAGAAGCUUGGUGACAGCACAGGGACCUGCCCCAUGCUGGCUUUUGCCAGGCAGUAUUUCCGUGCGGCACGGCAUGGGGAGGCAACGGAACCCUGUGGGAUGAAGGCCAAAAGGGAUGUGCCCAAUGUGCUGGAGAUGCUGACAUUCAGCAAGACCCCCAUCCAGGAGUCACUCAUUGAAUUCGUGGAUGGUGGCAUCAGCAAACUGGCCACGGAGGCGUUCCAAGCCGUGAUGAAGUUCAUGGGCGACCACCCCCCGCGAGGGCAGACGGAGCUGGACUGCGUCUGCACCAUCCUCAAGCUCUGUGCAGAGCACGAGGUCCUGCGGGAUGAGGUCUACUGCCAGGUCGUGAAGCAGAUCACCAACAACAGCAGCUCCAAGCCGGAUAGCUGCCAGAAGGGCUGGAGGCUGCUCUACAUCCUCGCUGCUUACUACAAGUGCUCCGAGGUGCUCAGGCCCUUCCUGCUGGCCUUCCUGCAGGAUGCUAGCAGGCACCCGGACCUGCCGUUCCAUGGCAUCGCCAAAGCCUGCGAGCUGAACCUGCGGAAGACCCUGCAGUUUGGUGGCCGCAGCCUCUUCCCCAGCAGCACGGAGCUGAGGGCCAUGGUGGCUGGACGCAGCGCCAAGCGCCAGCUCUUCCUCCUGCCUGGCGGCAUUGAGAGGCACCUCAAGAUCAAGACGUGCUCGGUGGCUCUGGAUGUGAUCGAGGAGCUGUGCUGUGAGAUGGGGCUGCAGCACCCAGAGGCUUUUGAGGAGUACAUCCUCUUUGUGGUGACCGACAGAGGGCAGAGCGUGCGGCCGCUGACCCGCCGGGAAUACGUGCUGGAUGUGGCCGCCGAGACGGAGCGCCGGGACACCAGCUACACCUUCUGGUGCCGCCGCGUGGUCUGGGGGCAGCCCCUCAAGUUUGACAACGAGCUCUAUGUCACCGUGCACUACAACCAGGUCCUCCCUGACUACCUCAAGGGGCUGUUUACUGUCCUGCCACCCGCCAGGCCGGGAGAGCAGCACUUCCCACACGCGGCCAAGCUGGCCGCCCUCCAGCACCGAGCCAAGGACCACCAUCACCUCCCCACCGCGCGGGAGGUGCAGGAUUAUGUCCCACCACAGCUCUUCCGCCUGCUGAAGGCUCAGUCCUGGCUCCAUAUGGUGACCCCGCACAUGCAGCAAGCGCAGGCGCUCAGCGCCCACCAGGCCAGGGCGCAGUUCCUGGGGCUGCUGAGUGCCUACCCCAUGUUUGGCUCGUCCUUCUUCUACAUCCAGAGCUGCAGCAACAACGCCAUCGUCUCCCCCUGCAUCCUGGCUGUCAACCAGAACGGCCUCAACUUCCUCAGCAAGGAGACCCACGAGCCCAUCGCCAAGUUCUCACUGAAGGAGAUCCAAUCCACACGGACACAGCGCCCCACGGCCGGGUCCAGCUACCCCUACGUGGAGAUCACCCUGGGCGACCUCCUGGCGCAGGGCAUCACCCAGCUGCAGCUGGAGCAGGGCCUGGAGCUGUGCCGAGUGGUGGCUGCGCACAUGGAGAGGUUGUUGGGAGCACGGGAGAAGAGGCUGACGCUGCCGCCCAGUGAGAUCACCCUGCUCUGA
This is a messenger RNA of Pezoporus occidentalis (night parrot), 9764 nucleotides long. RefSeq names its product myosin XVA (gene MYO15A). The coding region runs from base 87 to 9764 and encodes 3225 amino acids. Gene Ontology annotation, molecular function: protein binding; ATP binding; cytoskeletal motor activity. The record is from RefSeq and is a predicted model, not a curated record. Lineage: Eukaryota; Metazoa; Chordata; Aves; Psittaciformes; Psittacidae. The transcript has 63 exons. Gene Ontology annotation, biological process: signal transduction. Gene Ontology annotation, cellular component: myosin complex; cytoskeleton.